AUGAUUACAGACGAGGUGAUGAAGAAAGAAACGAGUUCACCUUCUCCUUCCCCUCGCGGCAUUGUAAGCUCUCCAACCAACAGCGUUAGUAAAUCAAUUCCUACAGGCUACCAAAAACAGCCAAUUGAGAAAAUGGUUCAUGAGAACCAGCCGAAAGCAGCCUCACAGCCUCCAGACGUCGUUCAGCAGACAGCCAGUGCCGCGGAAGACGACGCCGUCCAAGAAAACUUCCCUUCGGGCCAGCAAAUGCCAGUGGCAAGCCAAGUGGAUGGUAUGCCUGAGUCAGUUGAUUGUGGAGAGUUGAUGGAUAUUGACCCCGCUGAACAAGACGAAGAGGAGGAUGACGAAUAUACAGAUUCGGAAGUCAGCAGUUUGCAUCCUCAAGAUGAGAUAGUCACUGCUAGUGACAGAAGAUCUUGUGAACGUAAAGAGUCUAUUUUUGAAACGUCAACCGAAUCACUCCUGCGCAAUGCAGAAAGAGGCCCUAGGCGCAAGCCAAAACGCAAGCGAACCUCGCCCGAACAGCUAUCGGAUCUCCUCUCCGUUUUCGAUAAAACCGACACACCCUCCUACGAAAUUCGGGAGCAGCUAGCGAAGAAGUUGAGAAUGACGAAUCGCGAGGUUCAGGUGUGGUUUCAAAAUAGGCGAGCUAAAAUGAAUCGCAACAAAAGCGGUGCAGAAAAGCGAGCAAUCGGAACUUCCCCUACUGCGGGCAACAGUAAGAGAGAAUCGAUAUCUUCUGGCUCCGGCAGGCGCAGUUCCAGUGCCCAGCAGCUUCCCAUUUCUAUGUCCAGACGUAGCAGCGUGCUCGUUCCACAUCCCGGUAACCGUCGCCCAACACUCCUCAUCAACCCAAUGAUCCCCAUGGCACCAAAUGCGGCUGUCUCGCCAAUGGUCCCGUUCAUUACUAGUCAAGGUCACUUUGUCAACCCUGCCCUGACUGCAACCGGCACCACGAUGCCCCAAUUUAUCGCUCCAAUGUUUGUUCCGCCAAGCACUCCCGUUUCGUCAAACGCCCCGCGACAACAGCAAUCAAAAUCUUCACAAGCCGCAACGACGCAGCCUGCUUCAGUCCCACACUUCUUUCCACCGCCGACCAUGAUCUAUCCUAUGCCACAGUAUAUCAUACCCUUUCCUUACCAAGCUAUCGGUCAGCAACCCGCUCUGGCCCAAGCUGCCGGGGGGACACAUAUGACUGCAUUUCCCCUUAUGGCAGCCAGGCGUGCCUCUCAGUCGACAGUGAAAACCAAGGAGAGUAAUUCCAUGUCCGCACCAAACUAUAUUGCAAAAUCAGAUCCGAAAAGCGUAGUACAGGCCUUAAACCAAUCACGCUCAAUGACAUCGGACGGUCAAGUUUUAGGCUCGUCGUCUGCAGUGGCCAACAAACUAGAGCCGAAGCUCCGCACUUCUGCGGAUUCGACAGGCAAGGAAGAUGACGCUACAGCCGCGGCAGAGUUGCUUUUAAAUGCAGCUCACAUCAUGAGCCGCCGUGCAUCAAUGUCUGCCGAAGCUGUGGAGGCGGAACGAAACAACAAGGCGAUAUCAAUUGGACAGGAUAAGGGCCCAUCUGAAAAGAUCUGGAGGCCGUGGUAG
Spizellomyces punctatus DAOM BR117 is the source of this 1593-nucleotide messenger RNA. RefSeq lists its product as uncharacterized. The transcript has 2 exons. Lineage: Eukaryota; Fungi; Chytridiomycota; Chytridiomycetes; Spizellomycetales; Spizellomycetaceae. Gene Ontology annotation, biological process: regulation of transcription by RNA polymerase II. Gene Ontology annotation, cellular component: nucleus. The coding region runs from base 1 to 1593 and encodes 530 amino acids. Gene Ontology annotation, molecular function: RNA polymerase II cis-regulatory region sequence-specific DNA binding; DNA-binding transcription factor activity, RNA polymerase II-specific. The record is from RefSeq and is a predicted model, not a curated record.